Molecule: messenger RNA, 3732 nt
Organism: Halteromyces radiatus
Lineage: Eukaryota; Fungi; Mucoromycota; Mucoromycetes; Mucorales; Cunninghamellaceae
Product: P-loop containing nucleoside triphosphate hydrolase protein
Exons: 17
Coding region: 1-3732 (1243 amino acids)
Biological process (GO): actin filament organization; vesicle transport along actin filament; endocytosis
Cellular component (GO): actin cortical patch; cytoplasm; actin cytoskeleton
Molecular function (GO): actin filament binding; microfilament motor activity; ATP binding
Source: RefSeq, a predicted model, not a curated record
AUGAAGAAAUUUGGGAAGAAAGCCAUCACAGCUAAGCGUCCUGCUCGUGCGGAUUGGAAGGAUAGUGCCAAGAAAAAACAAGUCGGUGUCUCAGAUAUGACAUUAUUAUCUAAAAUUACAAAUGAAGCUAUUAACGAUAACUUGAUGAAAAGGUGGCAAAAUGCUGAAAUUUAUACUUAUAUUGGUCAUGUAUUGAUUAGUGUGAAUCCUUUCCGUGACCUUGGUAUCUAUGCUGAAGAUAUAUUGACAAGUUAUCAAGGAAAGAACUUGUUGGAAAUGCCUCCUCAUGUAUUCGCCAUCGCAGAAGCUGCUUAUCAUCAUAUGAAUGGAUACAAAGAAAAUCAAUGUAUUAUUAUUAGUGGGGAAUCGGGUGCAGGAAAAACUGAAGCAGCAAAACGAAUUAUGCAAUAUAUAGCUGCUGUCUCUGGUGGUAAAAGUUCGGCUAUUCAAAAGACAAAAGACAUGGUGUUGGCAACAAAUCCUCUAUUGGAAAGCUUUGGAUGUGCAAAGACAUUACGAAACAAUAAUUCAAGUCGUCAUGGUAAAUACUUGGAAAUUCAAUUCAAUCCACAAGGUGAACCGAUUGGUGCUAUUAUUACAAAUUACUUAUUAGAAAAGAAUCGUGUUGUCGGUCAGAUCGAAAAUGAACGAAACUUUCAUAUCUUUUAUCAAUUGACAAAAGCAGCUCCUCAAGAAUACAAAGAACAAUUUGGAUUACAGGGCCCUGAAAGUUUCUUAUAUACUAGCAAAAGCAACUGUUUGAAUGUAGAUGGUAUCGAUGACAUCAAAGAUUAUCAAGAAACAGUGAAUGCUAUGGGUAUCAUUGGACUUCAAAAAUCAGAACAAGAUUGUAUCUUUCAAAUAUUGGCUAGUAUUCUUUGGUUGGGAAAUGUUGUUUUCUCUGAAAAUGAAGAGGGUCAUGCUACUAUUGUGGAUAUGGAUGUGGUGAACUUCAUCGCCUAUCUCUUGGGUGUAGAUGCUGAAGCCCUUUAUAAAGCUCUGACUGUUCGGGUAAUGGAAACUCAACGUGGUGGACGAAGAGGAAGCAUAUAUGAAGUCCCUUUAAAUAUGGUGCAAGCAGUUUCAGUACGUGAUGCAUUAUCAAAAGCUAUGUAUGAACGGUUGUUUGAAUGGAUUGUGGCGCGAAUCAAUGUCUCAUUACAAGCUCAAGGACAAGUCAACUGCGUUAUGGGUGUAUUGGAUAUUUAUGGUUUUGAAAUUUUCGAAGACAAUAGCUUUGAACAGCUUUGUAUCAACUACGUCAAUGAGAAACUCCAACAAAUCUUUAUUGAAUUGACUCUCAAGGCGGAACAAGAUGAAUAUGUACGGGAACAAAUCGAAUGGACACCUAUCAAAUUUUUCAACAAUAAAGUGGUAUGCGAUCUAAUUGAAGAAAAACGACCUCCUGGCAUUUUUGCUGCUCUCAACGAUGCUUGUGCUACAGCUCAUGCUGAUCCUUCGGCAGCUGAUAGUUCCUUUGUCCAACGAUUAGGCUUCUUGUCAACUAAUCAACAUUUUGAAUCUCGUGGAAACAAGUUUUUGAUUAAACACUAUGCUGGUGAUGUAAUGUAUAACGUGGAAGGUCUUACUGACAAGAACAAAGAUUCCUUAUUGAAAGAUUUAUUGGAUUUGGCCGCCUCUUCAGAAAACUCAUUUAUCUCUCAAACCCUAUUCUCAGAGCGUGUGGAUCCUAAUUCGAAAAAACGACCUCCUACUGCAAGUGAUAAGAUCAAAGCCUCUUGUAAUGCACUGGUGACAAAACUCAUGCAAUGCCAUCCCAGUUAUGUACGAACGAUCAAACCAAACGAUAGCAAAAGUUCAAAAGAAUAUGAUCAGAAACGUGUCCUUCAUCAAAUUCAAUAUCUGGGAUUAUGUGAAAACAUUCGCGUUAGAAGAGCUGGAUUUGCUUAUAGAACGACCUUUGAAAAGUUUGUGGAGCGAUUCUAUCUAUUAUGUCCAACAACGGGUUAUGCUGGUGAUUAUAUUUGGCCUGGUGAUUCUCGAAGUGGAUGCGAAGAAAUCUUGAAACAUAAUAAUAUUGCACCUACAGAUUGGCAAAUGGGUACCUCCAAGAUAUUUAUCAGACGUCCUGAAACGAUUUUUGCUUUGGAAGAUCUUCGUGAUAAGUACUGGCAUAAUAUGGCUACUCGAAUCCAAAGAUUUUGGCGAUUAAACAAACACAGCAUUGGCCAUUUACAAUUACGGGAUUAUGGAAAUCAACUUUUGGAUCAUCGAAAAGAACGUCGAAGAUUUUCGCUUGUCAGUCAACGUCGUUUUGCUGGUGAUUAUUUGGAUGUCAAGAAUGGAUCUGGCAUUGGAGGCAUGAUUCGGAAUACAAUCAACUUGCAAGGUAAUGAAGAAGUUGUUUUUAGUAUGCGCUGUAGUAUGCUUGUUCCAAGAGCUAUGCGAUCAAGUGUGCCUAGUCCUCGUACCCUUAUUAUUACAAAUCAAAAUGUACAUAUAUUGGUAACAACGAAAUCUAGUGGAUCCUUACAAAUGAUGGAUGAAAAAGUAAUCUCAUUCAACUCAAUUCAAAGUAUGAGUACCUCGACACUCCGUGAUGAUUGGAUUAUUCUUCAUGUUAAUGGUUCUCCUGAUGGUGAUAUUGUUCUAUCUUGUAUAUUCAAAACUGAAGUAGCAGCUCACAUUGUACAACAAUCCGGUGGCAAGAUUCAAUUGAAUGUCGAUCAACAAAUUCAAUACAACAAAAAGGGAGGAAAACCAGUGGUGAUGAAAUUCAUCAAAGAUGAAACUGUUAGACGAGAUGAUGUUUAUAAGAGUCAUGUCGUUCGUGUGCCUACUGGAGAACCUGCUUCAAGUGAAUCCGCUGGAAUGCUAGCUACGAAAUCAACAUCAAUGGGAGCAAGAAGAAAUCAACAAAGACCUACUCCAGUGUCCAAACCUAUUGUACCCACUGGAAAUCAACGUACUAGUUAUCAACAACAACCAUCAUCAUCUCGACCAGCUCCUGCUCUUCCUACCACCAACAGACCUUCACCCAUGAUUUCAUCAGGUAAUAAUCGGCCCGCUCCACCUCCUAUUACAAGUGGAUCUACGAUAUCAUCUGUUCGUCCGGUAGCUCCUCCCAUAUCAAAUAUUGGCAAUCGAUCAAGUGUUGUUCCUAGUCCUUCUCAACAACAGAGACGUCCAGCUCCACCUCCACCUCCAAGUGCUGUCGUAUCGCCACCACCAUCUAAACCUACUUUACCACAAUACAAGGCAAUAUAUCCAUUCCAAUCUGCUGAAGAAGGCGAAAUCACUUUCCAAAAAGGCGAUAUACUUGAAAUUUUGGAAAAGGAUGAAAAUGGUUGGUGGCUUGCUCAAUACCAAGGUAAAGAAGGAUGGGUACCUAGUAAUUAUUUGGAAGAAUAUACACCACCUCCAGUAUCACGACCUGCACCACCUCCAGCACCUGCACGAAGACCUCCAUCUCAACAAAUUUCACCACCAUCAUCUACUAUCAGUGGUCAAAGUAACGGUGUACCUGCAUGGAAAGCACAAUUAGCGGCAAGAAAUAAUACUGUCAAUGGUAUCAGUGGUGCGGGACGACCUUCAAUCCCUAUGAAGCCAUCUAUUCCCAAUAAACCACAAAUUCCAUCUCGUCCUGGAUCAUCUUCUUCACCUUCUCCUCCUGUGACCAACUCUCAAGCAACUUCUCUAGCUGAUGCUAUUCGAGCAAGAAGGGUACAAGCACAAGUGGAUGAUGAUGAUGAUGACGAUGAAUGGAAAUGA